This is a messenger RNA of Papilio machaon (common yellow swallowtail), 631 nucleotides long. It is a transcript of the gene lwr, whose product is annotated as SUMO-conjugating enzyme UBC9-A. The transcript has 5 exons. Bases 111 to 590 code for a protein of 159 amino acids. Gene Ontology annotation, cellular component: nucleus. NCBI's taxonomy places the organism in Eukaryota, Metazoa, Arthropoda, Insecta, Lepidoptera, Papilionidae. The record is from RefSeq and is a predicted model, not a curated record. Gene Ontology annotation, biological process: protein sumoylation. Gene Ontology annotation, molecular function: SUMO conjugating enzyme activity.
UCUUUGUUGCUUUGACGCAUCGUGGGACGCUUUAUUUUAUUCGUCCUUUGCAAAUUAUUUUUAAUACUUAUUGACUCGUUGGUGUCUUUUCUCAUAAUAUUGUACCGAUAAUGUCGGGCAUAGCCAGUGCACGGUUAGCUGAGGAAAGAAAAGCUUGGCGCAAGGACCAUCCCUUUGGGUUUGUGGCAAGGCCUAUGAAAAAUCCCGAUGGGUCUUUAAAUCUCAUGACUUGGGAAUGUGCGAUCCCCGGAAAAAAAGGGACACCCUGGGAAGGAGGUUUAUACAAAUUAAGGAUGAUCUUCAAAGAUGAUUAUCCUUCCACUCCUCCAAAGUGCAAAUUUGAACCUCCUCUGUUUCACCCAAAUGUGUACCCCUCAGGCACAGUGUGUCUUUCAUUACUUGAUGAAGAAAAAGAUUGGCGUCCUGCUAUUACAAUUAAACAAAUAUUGCUUGGUAUUCAAGAUCUGUUAAAUGAACCUAAUGUAAAAGAUCCUGCACAAGCUGAAGCAUAUACAAUUUAUUGUCAAAAUCGGCUAGAAUACGACAAACGUGUGCGAGCGCAGGCGCGUGCUAUGGCUGCCACGGAAUAAAUGAAGUAUUUUUGUAAACUUAGGCACUACGGUUACUAGAA